UCUUGAUUGGGGACGCCUGCCGCGCUGACAGCUGCGCUUGCGCGUCAGUCUGGACCGGGCCGGGCCGGACCUGUGCCCGUGGGGCCAUAACCGGACAGUGGCUGGGCGGGGACACGUGUGGCCAUGGGCCUCACGGCCAGCUCGGAACAGCCCGAGGGAGGGGCGGAGGGCUUCCACCUGCACGGGGUUCAGGAGAACUCUCCGGCCCAGCAGGCCGGCUUGGAGCCCUUCUUUGACUUCAUCAUCACCAUUGGCCACGCGAGGCUGAACAGGGAGAGCAGCACCCUGAAGGACCUGCUAAAGGCCAACAUGGAGAAGCCCGUGAAGCUGGAGGUGUACAGCAUCAAGACCCUGAAGGUGCGCGAGGUGGAGGUGGUGCCCAGCAACAUGUGGGGCGGCCAAGGCCUGCUGGGGGCCAGCGUGCGCUUCUGCAGCUUCCACAGGGCCAACGAGCACGUGUGGCACAUCUUGGACGUGGAGCCUUCAUCCCCCGCGGCCCUGGCUGGGCUCCGACCCUAUACUGACUACGUGGUGGGCUCCGAUCAGAUUCUCCAGGAGUCCGAGGACUUCUUCACGCUCAUCGAGACCCACGAGGGGAAGCCCCUGAAGCUGAUGGUUUACAACUCUGAGACCGACUCGUGCCGCGAGGUGGUCGUGACUCCCAACGGUGCCUGGGGUGGAGAAGGAAGUCUAGGCUGUGGAAUUGGAUAUGGGUAUUUGCACCGAAUCCCAACUGUCGGCCCAAAGAAGCCCCCAGAGACUGGUCCACCCACGGCUUCAGCUCCUGAAACCCUGUUGUCUAACCCAGGCCAGGGAGGCUACACAGAGGCUUUACUCCAGGCACCAGAUUUCCCAUUUGAUCAGGCUGAGGAUGUCCUCGACUCUGAACAAACCUCAGCCUCAGAGAGAGAUGCUUAUUCUGGGGAGACGUCACUUCAGCCACCGCCCCCUGUCCAGCGAGUCAUGGACCCAGGCUUUCUGGAUGUUUCUGGCAUCGCCCUUCUGGAUACCUCGGAGGCCCCAAAGCUGCCCCAGCCGGCUUCCUCUGUCCACUCCCCCCCCUCUCUGGGGCAUUCUGUGAUGGGAACCGAGAGUGCCCUCCCUGGCAGAGAAGAGGAAGCCACAAGGUUAGGGCUGGACCUCGAGGGCUCUGUCCUGGACAGCUCUGGAACGUACGGGCAGCCGGACCCUGGUUCAGUUGUGCCCUUUCCCAACAACAUCAGCUCCAAGGCGGCGCUUGAGACCGAUGAAGGCCCCGAGCUUGUCCCGGCCCGGGCUGACGCAAUGCCUGCCGGGGAGAACGGGGUGCCAGCAGAAGGUGAGGGGGCAGACGUCGCCCUCGAGUAACCCCCCCCUCCCCCCGAUGCCCCAGAUCCUGCCCUGGCUGACCGGAGACCAGCGGCCUCUGCGGACCACGGGGUCUCGUUCUGGAUUUGGAGAUGGAGGGUGUGGAGCUUCCAGGGCAGCCCAGGGCCCCGGGCAGAUCCCCAGCCGGACCCCCAGCUGGACAGCUUCUCCCGGAGCCCCGGGCCUCAAGUGGCCUCUCACUGAACUCUUGGAUCUCUGGGGUAGGAAAAAAGCCGGAGCCUUCCUGGGAGGCUCCUGUGGGCCGAGGAGCGGGCAGCCGGCCUAGCUAGAGAAUGGGGGGACUCUUCCUCCCUCCCUGCCUCAGGCAGCCCCUCUGUGUGAAGGAAGCAGCCCCUGGGGCAGAGGCCGAGGCCUUCAGGCCUCAUCCAGGCCUGGGGCUUCUCAGAGGGCUGAUCAUUUGUUGAGUGAUGGGUGCCGAGGCCUUCUGGGCAGGAUGGAUGGCUGCAUGGUGCCCCGGGGGCUGGGGAGAAAGGCCUCUCCGCUGUGGGAUGGGGGACUUCCCCAGACCUCAGGGCCUAUCCCUGGGGAACGGAGGAGGGAUGGACGGGGUGGGGGUCUGACCGAAGGGCCAGCCCCCCUCUCCCGGUCUGAGGCCCGAAGCGUGCCCAUCCCCAGAAGGAUGGCGGCCAGGCCUUGGGGUGGGCACAGGCAGGGGGGCUUUGGCUUGUGAUUCCCGGUUGUGGCUGGGUGGGCGCCGUGGCCUUUUUAUAAAGAUGCUUUAGUUUGC
This is a messenger RNA of Monodelphis domestica (gray short-tailed opossum), 2095 nucleotides long. RefSeq names its product golgi reassembly stacking protein 1 (gene GORASP1). NCBI's taxonomy places the organism in Eukaryota, Metazoa, Chordata, Mammalia, Didelphimorphia, Didelphidae. Gene Ontology annotation, molecular function: protein binding. Gene Ontology annotation, biological process: Golgi organization. Gene Ontology annotation, cellular component: Golgi apparatus. The record is from RefSeq and is a predicted model, not a curated record.